This is a messenger RNA of Topomyia yanbarensis, 1201 nucleotides long. It is a transcript of the gene mRpL39, whose product is annotated as large ribosomal subunit protein mL39. Gene Ontology annotation, molecular function: threonine-tRNA ligase activity; nucleotide binding. The transcript has 5 exons. Bases 160 to 1146 code for a protein of 328 amino acids. The record is from RefSeq and is a predicted model, not a curated record. Gene Ontology annotation, cellular component: mitochondrion. Gene Ontology annotation, biological process: threonyl-tRNA aminoacylation. NCBI's taxonomy places the organism in Eukaryota, Metazoa, Arthropoda, Insecta, Diptera, Culicidae.
AUAGAAACCCAUUCGAAACGUGACAGAAGUAGUGUGUGUUUACUUGCGUUUUACGCAUAUGCAUAUUAAAUAUAUAUAAUUUUCUGCAAUAACCAAAAUUUUGCACAACUUUACACAAAUUUUAAUCUACAUUGUUAUUGCUGUAUUAAAUUUAGCAGAAUGUUAAUGUACAACUUUUCCCAGAUGAUCGCCAGACCCCAAUACAUCACUAGCAGAUUUUUCUCAUCAAAGUACAAAAUGCGUCGCUCAGCCAGCGAUUUAUUUACUGAAGAAUAUCAGCGAAAAAAAGAUAAAAUCGGGCGUAUUGAAAAGAUCGAAAUCCGGUACCUUGGUACUCCAACAGAUACUACUUUGGUUAUGAAUCGAGGCCUUUCAACGCCGUACGAUUGUGCUCGACACAUAGGAGAAAAGUACUGUCGAUAUUCCGCCUUGGCAUUGCUAGACAAUCAAACACCGUGGGAUAUGCGACGUCCGCUUGAAGAGUCCUGCACACUUCAAUUAUUGAACUUUACAGCCUCCGAGCCGCACUUAGUUAAUAAAGCAUUUUGGCGAUCUUGUUCAUUUCUUCUAGGAGCGGUACUGCAGAAUAGUUUCAAGCAGGAUGCCGGAUUAUUACUGCAUAGUUUUCCGAAACCGAUGAUAAAGACAGGUAGUUUUGUUCAUGACAUAGCUCUGUCCAAAGUGGGAUGGAAACCAACGCUGCAGGAACUUCGAGCACUUUCGAUUGCGAUGAUUAAACUUUCACAAAAGGACCUCCCAAUCGAGCGCCUAGAUGUAAGCAGCGAAGUCGCACUGAAAAUGUUCGAAGACAAUUUGUUCAAACGCGAGCAAAUUCCAAGCAUUGCUAGUCAAAAUAACGGCUUGAUUACCGUAUACAGGGUUGGUGAGCAUCUGGACAUCAGUAAAGGUCCAAUGAUCAGUUCCACCGGACAACUGGGAAAAUGCACGAUAACAACUAUACAUGAAGUUCCGCGUACAGGUUCAGAUAAGCUUGCACUUUAUCGAGUGCAAGGAGUAGCACUUCCGGUUGGCUUGAAUAUUAAUCACUUUGCCUAUGGAAUUUUAGAGGACCGGGCUAAAAAAUUGAAUCCUGCAAGACUUCCAAAUGAACCUUACGAGGAAAGCUUAGUAGAACAUGUAGGGUAAGCGUGUUACAUUAUAAUUAUAAAUCAUUCAAUAAAGUAUCCUAGAUUAAUGAAAA